Chenopodium quinoa (quinoa) is the source of this 1341-nucleotide messenger RNA. RefSeq lists its product as uncharacterized. The record is from RefSeq and is a predicted model, not a curated record. The coding region runs from base 1 to 840 and encodes 279 amino acids. The transcript is spliced from 5 exons. Lineage: Eukaryota; Viridiplantae; Streptophyta; Magnoliopsida; Caryophyllales; Amaranthaceae.
AUGACUUUUGGCAGUAGAACUGUAAUUCAGCCAGUUCAUCCAGAGCUCGGGCCAGUUUUGCCUAACUACCAGGCAAUUGCGGCUAUACCUCGUGUAGUAGAUCCCGAUGAAAGAUACGAAGAAGAGCCAAGGAAAGUCGAAGGCAAAAAUGGAGGACGAGAAAGCUUAGUGCGAGAAAUUAUUAUCACUGACCAAAGAGAAAGUCCCAAUGCCUAUACAGGCUGUUCGGACUGCUCAAAGCGCACUAACCUCCCCUUGCAGAAAUGCUACUCUUGCUCUGUUUGUUCAGUCAAAGAAAGUAUCUGCACAGAAAGAGCAACAUUUAAGUUCAAAGCUAGCGAUGACACAAGAAGUAUGGCAUUCACCACAUUCAAUGAUGAUACAGAAAGGUUGUUCAAGAAAACAUCAGCGGAAAUCUAUGAUAUAAAGGAAAAGGGUGAUUACGACGAAUUCAAGGCUAUUCAAGACAUAAUAAGCACUACACCGUUUUAUAUUAAGGUAAGGCCAACUCUGCACUUGGCUCAGAACAAUGUGCUUGAGUGGGAUCUAAAAACUAUAGAGCUGAAAGAAGAUCCUAACACACAAGAGGCAGCAAAUGAAAUACAAGGUGAAAAUGAAACACACCCUACUAAGAUCAGCAUUAAAAUGCAGAAUUCAGAGCUAAUCAUUCCUACUCCAAACCUGAAGACUACUGCAAAGAAGCGUUCACAGCAAGAAACUUUCACUGAAACACUUGAAUCACCUCAGCAAAACUCAGGAUCGUUGAAACAGGAAAAAUCCUUAGGAAAAAGGCCUAUGGAAACUGAAAUUCAGCAGACACCUCACAACUAUUGCUAUUAGAAGCUAGAGCAAAGAAGAAGCUUUGCUUUGGCGGAAUGUCUCCACAAAAGGACACUAAAGGUCAAGACCAUGGUGAAACCCUCAAAAAGGAUUAUUCUAGAGAUGUUCUUAAGACUGCUGAACCUGAUCAGAGGGAGACCAAGCUUAUUGCUGUGAAGACUGAAAAAUUCAAAAAAUCCUCCACUGAAUCCACUACUUAUGGAAAUUAGUACCUGAAGACUGAAGUAGAAGGAAUAUACAUAGUAAAGUAAUGAAGCUUCCAGAAUUGGCUACUAAAAGAAGUUCAAGAGAAAUGAAGUACCAAAUAUCAGCUAAUUAAGGUGCACUACCUGCACACCUUUUGAAUAUUAAAUCUUUUUCUAAAUUCAAAGUAUCUCGGCGGCUAUUGGCAUUUGCUUUUGCUAGAAUUAAGUAUAGCUAGACAUGUUGAUGUAAGAAGUAGCAGAAUUUGCUUUUUCUAAAUGAAUUACUGAGGAAUUGCUGUUUUUUGUUUAUUUUAGA